Messenger RNA from Bathycoccus prasinos, 909 nucleotides. Its product is annotated as taurine catabolism dioxygenase TauD. The transcript has a single exon. The record is from RefSeq and is a predicted model, not a curated record. The coding region runs from base 1 to 909 and encodes 302 amino acids. Gene Ontology annotation, molecular function: oxidoreductase activity. Lineage: Eukaryota; Viridiplantae; Chlorophyta; Mamiellophyceae; Mamiellales; Bathycoccaceae.
AUGGACGUUACCGCGGAAACAUUCCCGUUGAGUUCGUCUUUUCAAAACAAGCUAUUGGCUAUGAGGGACGAAAUCCUCCAAGGGAGAGGUUUCGCAGUGCAAAGAGGACUGACCGUGGGGCGAUAUUCGAACAAAGAUAUUUGCACAAUAUUUUGUGCGAUUGGAAAAAUAAUGGGCAUACCAGUGAGCCAGAAUAAAUUCGGUCACGUGUUAGGGCACGUCUAUGAUUUAGGAAAUGAUCCGCUUUCGCCUUCAACACGACUGUAUACGACCAGCGCUGCGCAACCUUUCCAUACUGAUUCUGCAGAUAUAGUUGGGUUGCUCUGUAUUCGAAAUGCCCCAGUGGGAGGUGACUCCCAAUGGGUAUCCUCUGUUCGCUGCUACGAAGAGAUAAAGAGAGAGCGAGCAGAUUUAGCAGAAGUUUUGUUGCAACCGUUUUUUGUUUCUCGAAAAGGCGAGAUACCACCGGGAUGCGGGCCUACUUACGAGAUGGCUGUCUUUCACGAAGUAGAAGACGAUCGAACGGGCGAGAAAAAUAUAAUCGGUAUCUACGAUCGAUCCUUCAUAGACGCAGCUCAGACGAUAGAGGGAACUCCAAAAUUAACUAGUUUACAAAUCGAAGCCUUAAACUACCUCGACGCGCUCUGCGUAAAACGACAGAUUGAGAUGCGCUUACAAUCUGGAGACAUCCAAUGGCUGCACAACCACACGACUUUCCACGCGCGCAGCGCUUUCAAAAAAAGCGAGUUCCCGAGACAUUUAUUGCGCCUCUGGCUUUCGCCCGAAAACGGAAUUAAACUCCCAGACGCGUUCAAAACGAGAUUCAACUCGACUGAACGAGGGAGUCCAAACCGCGGCGGCAUCAAAAUCAAGGACGAUGUGAAACUCGUUUGCCCGUUAGAACCGUAG